Molecule: messenger RNA, 762 nt
Organism: Suillus subaureus
Lineage: Eukaryota; Fungi; Basidiomycota; Agaricomycetes; Boletales; Suillaceae
Exons: 6
Coding region: 1-762 (253 amino acids)
Biological process (GO): DNA-templated DNA replication; double-strand break repair via break-induced replication
Cellular component (GO): GINS complex
Source: RefSeq, a predicted model, not a curated record
AUGGACAUCGACGACGAUGACUUUUUCACAAACCUCGACCGACCUGGCCGUGCUGCUAACAAUAAUACCUUUCAGGAGCGACUUCGACAAGCCCCACGAGAUGACGACGGUGCAGAAAUACCAGAUGCACCUCCCUUCAUGCUCGAAGAAGAGGAAGAAACACCACUACAGCAACUUAUAAGACAUUGGAUGAAUGAGCGGCACUCGCCUGAUAUUCUCCUAAAUGAAGGAGAGUUAUUGGCGGGACUGCUUGACCACAUCAGGAGUCAGUCUGAGACGGUGCAACUCCUUCGCACAGACCCCACAUCCUCUGAGGAGGAGCACUUCCGCAUCAUGCUCGUUCAGACGGAGGUAGAACGAGUCAAAUUUAUAGUGAGGUCAUACCUCCGCACCCGUCUAUUCAAGAUCGAGAAGUUUGCUCGGUAUAUCAUGACCAACCCUGAAGUCCAGCAGCGGCUCUCAGAAAGCGAAGUCGAGCAUGCGCGUCGGUUUGCCCGUUUAACUGAUCAACAUUUCUAUCAUUCGGUUCUGCAGAGUUUGCCAGAGACUCAGCAGACCCUUGAUGAUCAACCUCCUUUUGUGCCUUCCAUGGUUACUGAACCAGACAAGGCUCGUGCAGUCUUUGUACUUGCUCGACAAGAUUGUCCACCAGUGCGGCUCCCAGAUGGGACCGCAUUAGAUAUGCGGAAAGGGCAUAUAUCUCUAACUCCGUAUUCGGUGGUAGAGCAACUGAUUGCUCGGGGCGAGGUAGAACUUGUGUAG